UGGCUCAGGGUCUCCGGCGGCCUGCGGAGCUUCCCACCGCUUGCAUAAGGCUUUGCUUUCCAACUUCAGCUACAGUGUUAGCUAAGUUUGGAAAGAAGACGAAAAGAAGACCCCCGGGCAGUUUGUCUUUGGUUUUUCCUGCCAUAGUAGCCGUUGGGGUCUCUUUACACACAGGCUGUUGUCUUUUCAGCGGUGCUCUCUGCAGGUCCCAGCUCUCCUGCUAAACAGCUCCUCUGCAAGAGCAGCGGUCCCAAACAGCAGCUGACCACCGAGCAGAGGGACAGCGCCUGGUGUCAUGACCAGGGCAAGGGAUCAAACCCGGCAGGAAGGAUGCUGUGGAUCCUUUACAAACUACCUGACAUCUGCAAAAUUCCUUCUCUACCUUGGCCAUUCCCUCUCUACUUGGGGAGAUCGGAUGUGGCACUUUGCGGUGUCUGUGUUUCUGGUAGAGCUUUAUGGAGACAGCCUGCUCUUGACUGCAGUAUAUGGGCUGGUGGUAGCAGGGUCUGUUCUGGUCCUGGGAGCAAUCAUCGGUGAUUGGGUGGAUAAGAAUGCCAGACUGAAAGUGGCCCAGACUUCACUGGUGGUCCAGAAUGUUUCGGUCAUCCUGUGUGGCAUCAUUCUGAUGAUGGUUUUCUUACAUAAAAAAGAGCUGCUGACCAUGUACUAUGGAUGGGUCCUUACUUCCUGCUAUAUCCUGAUCAUCACUAUUGCAAACAUUGCAAAUCUGGCCAGUACUGCUACUGCAAUCACAAUCCAAAGGGACUGGAUUGUCGUUGUGGCAGGAGAAGACAGAAGCAAAUUAGCAGAUAUGAAUGCCACCAUUCGAAGGAUUGACCAGCUAACCAACAUCUUGGCCCCCAUGGCUGUUGGCCAGAUUAUGACAUUUGGCUCCCCAGUCAUCGGCUGUGGUUUUAUUUCCGGAUGGAAUUUAGUGUCUAUGUGUGUGGAAUACUUCCUACUGUGGAAGGUUUACCAGAAAACCCCUGCUCUAGCUGUGAAAGCCAUUCUCAAAGUAGAGGAAGCUGAACUGAAACAACUGAAUGUACACAAAGAUACUGAGCCAAAAUCCACAGAGGGAACUCAUCUAAUGGGUGAAAAAGAGCCAAAGAUUCAUGAGCUUGAAUGUGAGCAAGAGCCCACCUGUGCCUCCCAGUUAGCGGAGCCCUUUCGCACCUUCCGAGAUGGAUGGGUCUCGUACUACAACCAGCCGGUGUUUCUGGCUGGCAUGGGUCUUGCUUUCCUUUAUAUGACUGUCCUGGGCUUUGACUGCAUCACCACAGGGUACGCAUACACCCAGGGGCUGAGUGGUUCCAUCCUCAGUAUUUUGAUGGGAGCAUCAGCUAUAACUGGAAUAAUGGGAACUGUGGCUUUUACUUGGCUACGCCGAAAAUGUGGCCUGGUUCGGACUGGUCUAAUCUCAGGAUUGGCACAGCUCUCCUGUUUGAUCUUGUGUGUGAUCUCCGUGUUUAUGCCUGGAAGCCCCUUGGACUUGUCUGUUUCUCCUUUUGAAGACAUACGUUCUAGGUUCAUGCAAGUAGAACCAGUGUCUACAACUACCAAAAUACCUGAAACCAUCUUUACAACUGAAAUGCACAUGUCAAACGGGUCUGAUACUGCUAACACUGUCCUAGAGAUGAGCACUAAAUCUGUGCCCAUCAUCUCCGUCAGUCUGCUGUUUGCAGGCGUCAUUGCUGCUAGAAUCGGUCUUUGGUCCUUUGAUUUAACUGUGACACAACUGCUGCAAGAAAAUGUAAUUGAAUCUGAAAGAGGCAUUAUAAACGGUGUACAGAACUCCAUGAACUAUCUUCUUGAUCUGCUGCAUUUCAUCAUGGUCAUCCUGGCUCCGAAUCCUGAAGCUUUUGGCUUGCUUGUAUUGAUUUCAGUCUCCUUUGUGGCAAUGGGUCACAUUAUGUAUUUCCGAUUUGCCCAGAAAACCCUGGGCAACCAGCUGUUUGUUUGUGGUCCUGUUGAGAAAGAAGUUACGGAUGAAAAUCAAGCUAAUACAUCUGUUGUUUAAGACAGUUUAACUGUUUCUGUCCCUGUUACUAAAUUGUGUAGAGUACAUGUGCUUAUUUUAUACUCCGGAAUUCCAAUAAAUGCCUGGGUGUUUCUCUGGUUUUUCCACAGCUGUGCCUUGAGGGCUAUGAGCUAUUUAGCAAACCUAAGUCAGCAGAAAUGAGCUGGUUAUUUUCCCUUAUAUUUGGGCAUGGAAAAAAAAUAGGAGAAGAAAAAGUCAGUUUGAGAAUAGGGAGACUAUAAUGAUAAAACUAAAUCUCUCUACUCUUAUGAGUUGAUAAAAUUUCAUAUAAGAGUGGUUAAUCGUGUGAAUUAAGUUAUUCCUUCACAGGUAUUUAUUAUCUGUACUAGAAUUUAGAUAAAUCACUUUCCCUCAAACUCACUCUCACUCAAGUCUGACUAAUUUAUUUUUUUUUGUAUCUGAAUUCUCAGUUAUAUUAUAAAAACAAGUUCUUCUCCAAAUAUGAAGAUUACAGUUUGAUAACCAGUAUUAUUCUUAUCGAUGCUAUUGAUCUUAAGGGAUUUAACAUGUAUGGAAAAAAUGAAAUACUUAAGUAGAAUUUUCUAAUAAGGCUUGUGGCUUAACCUUAGUGACCACUUUUGCAUUUUUAUUAUCUGAUAGGGAAAAAUAUUGUAUUAAGUAUAUGUUGCUCUUCAUAAAAUGGCUGUCAUGUAAGCUGCAGGUAGAAACAAAGCCACAAAGUAGAUUUAUAAGGCGUGAGCAUAUAAGGACUUAAGUAUGUCAGUGGUUUGGCUGUAGAACUAGAAGGUGAAAGCUAGACACCGGUGAGAGGUCCUCAUUUAACUCAUGCCUCUAUCAUUAAUGUCAUCUAUCUUGGAGUAUGAGAGAGUAAGCCUUCACUUUGGUAGGUUACAUGUAGAAAGAUAGCCACACUUGGAAAGUAUUGGAAAGGUUUUGUUUUAUAAAUCAUUUGAGUUACUUUUAACACACUCAGGUAGAACACUUUUACUGUUUUGCCUAAGGAUUCCCUACAUUGUUUAGAACAAGGAUGUUCAUAAAAGUUUCAUUUUCAAAUAUCUUUGAAAAAACAAAGAAAAAAAUGUUUGUAUAUGUUUUUCAAAACUGUUUUACAAGCCAUUUUGCAACAUGCUAGUACCAACAUGGUACUUUGCCCUAACUUUUAUGCACUUUCACGGAGACUGCAAUAUGUUGCUAUUUGCACUUUCUUUAUUCUUGAGGUUUAAUCUUUUUCUUCAUCUUUCUACAGUAUGACAGAAUGAUUUGUGAUGUAAAAUCUUUGUAAAAUAU
This is a messenger RNA of Castor canadensis (American beaver), 3289 nucleotides long. It is a transcript of the gene Slc40a1, whose product is annotated as solute carrier family 40 member 1. Gene Ontology annotation, cellular component: basolateral plasma membrane. Lineage: Eukaryota; Metazoa; Chordata; Mammalia; Rodentia; Castoridae. Gene Ontology annotation, molecular function: peptide hormone binding; iron ion transmembrane transporter activity. Gene Ontology annotation, biological process: iron ion transmembrane transport. The record is from RefSeq and is a predicted model, not a curated record.